CGAAAGUUUGGGGUACAGACGAUCUCUUGUGGGUUUUUUUUUAGCAACUUGUUAAAAGUUUUUGCUGUUGCGGAUCUCGAUUGAUCUGACACCGAGUUCAGUGGGUGAUAAACUGUGCCAAAGUCAUGUCGGAGUUCUGUUUGACCACCUUGAUGGGACGGCGAGAGAGAAUCCACACCUUGUCUUGAUAUCGUUUACCCGGUUGGAAUUUGACUGUCACAGCCCUUCUGGAAAAUUCAUAACUGUGGGUAAACAUAACCCCGAGACGCCGAACUUUAAGCAAGGGUUAGGUGUUCGCGUAUUAGCAUAUGUAAAAAAAAAUUCUUCAGAUGUGUUAUUUGAACCCUUAAAGACUAGUUUAAACUACCUGAGAAUAGAGGAUAGUCGAAGUCGUAUACAUUUGCGUUAUGUCGGUGGGUGGUAGGAGACCAAUGUCAAUUGUAUUAACGUUAAUCGCAAGUGUAAUUCUCGGAAUUUACGGGAUGAAUUUACCAAAAAAUACAGACGCCCAGAAACAACAAGAUCUUUGGCUAAUCAACAAGAUUGACUAUGACUACAUGGGGGACGCCCCUUCCGGUCCAGGCAGCGUGACUGAUAUGUGUCCACCUGUACCUGAAGUGCUGCCACCUGGUAGCUGCCACGUGAAGGUGUGUAACUCUGACAGGGAGUGUGAGCGCCAGUCAAGGAAGUGCUGUUACAAUGGCUGUACCUAUACCUGUCUACCCGAAGUUGGCACCCCAGCAUAUUUUGAUUGGUUGAAACAGCCAACAAGUCGACUAAGUUCAGGAAGAUCAUGGCUCCUGAACGGACCAGAGUUCGUGAAUGAACUGGAAUCGUGCAGCACGUCCCCCGUGGAAGAGGACGAGGAUCCCCUCCUGUGUCCCCAUGGUUACGUCUGUAACAUCGAGGACCCUGGCAGUCCAGACAAAGGGAUACCAAACAGCGGUCAUUGCGUCAAAGAGGCAGACGAUUCCCAACCGGAAGAAGAGUUACAGAAGGACAACACCCCAUCUGAAGAAAUGGAUCCGCCGGAACCUUCCCUCCACUGCACACUGGAUGAGAUGGGGGUGCUUGUCAUGGAGGGAGCAGACAUCAAGAUGGAAGGGAAGACAUGCCGAUGUAUAGAAGGAUCUCUUUGGUGUGAUACGUCGUAAGAAGAGAGACUUAUUCAGAACAUAUAUGGUGAUAAUUUACAUUCCUUUGUAAUGAAAUCGACGACGAUGACGAUACUGAUGACGUAGCAGAUGUAACUUCCAGUUCACGACAGCAUCACUGUCUUUGUUAUAUCAGUAUAUGUAAUUACAAUUAUUAUUAUCCCAGAAGUCAUUAUCCAGAAAGUACUGUGACGGUGAUCUGGGUGUAAAUAAAGAUACUUCACAUCACUUCAUCUCACAGACUUCAUUUCCACUUCACUUCACUUCACUUGACUACUUCACUUUAACUUCAUCUUCACUAAAUGAUGUCAUGUUCUAUCCUUGACGAAUCUUUGUGAUGAGAAAGAUAAGGAGAGUUAAGGAAACACCUCAGCGCAUUUUACACUAUGUUACUAUUGCUACUUAGAAUCCAAUAUCUGGUUAUUUUGACACUGUCGAGAGAAAGAGAGAGAGAAAAUAGGUGGAAGAAACUCGCUGUCGCCACAAAGGUCACUCCUAUCGAUAAAACAGCAAGUGAUAGACAGGAUAGUAUAUACCACAGGUUUUCGUGUAGCAGUCGUGAGACACGAGCCUGGUGCUUAUAAUAGACUCUAAUAGAGUCUGAGACUAUAACGUCAUGGCAACGCCAUACAGAUUGUAUACGUGUGACGUCAUUACAGAUUGAGUCUGGACUCUAAACGUUUUACAAGCACGGGCCCUGGUUCUGUCUGAUAGGAAACGUUUUACAAGCACGGGACCUGGUUCUGUCUGAUAGGAAACGUUUUACAAGCACGGGCCCUGGUUCUGUCUGAUAGGAAACGUUUUACAAGCACGGGCCCUGGUUCUGUCUGAUAGGAAACGUUUUACAAGCACGGGCCCUGGUUCUGUCUGAUAGGAAACGUUU
This is a messenger RNA of Gigantopelta aegis, 2037 nucleotides long. RefSeq names its product WAP four-disulfide core domain protein 1-like. The coding region runs from base 408 to 1154 and encodes 248 amino acids. The transcript has 8 exons. Gene Ontology annotation, cellular component: extracellular region. Lineage: Eukaryota; Metazoa; Mollusca; Gastropoda; Neomphalida; Peltospiridae. Gene Ontology annotation, molecular function: peptidase inhibitor activity. Gene Ontology annotation, biological process: regulation of cell growth. The record is from RefSeq and is a predicted model, not a curated record.